Messenger RNA from Knipowitschia caucasica, 477 nucleotides. Lineage: Eukaryota; Metazoa; Chordata; Actinopteri; Gobiiformes; Gobiidae. The record is from the annotation of a GenBank genome assembly.
AUGCGCUGGACCUACUGCACUGGACCUACUGCACUGGACCUACUGCGCUGGUCCUACUGCGCUGGUCCUACUGCACUGGUCCUAAUGCGCUGGACCUACUGCACUGGUCCUAAUGCGCUGGACCUACUGCACUGGACCUACUGCACUGGACCUACUGCACUGGUCCUACUGCACUGGACCUACUGCACUGGUCCUAAUGCGCUGGUCCUACUGCACUGGACCUACUGCACUGGUCCUAAUGCGCUGGACCUACUGCACUGGACCUACUGCACUGGUCCUAAUGCGCUGGUCCUACUGCGCUGGUCCUACUGUGCUGGACCUACUGCACUGGUCCUAAUGCGCUGGACCUACUGCAUUGGACCUACUGCGCUGGUCCUAAUGCGCUGGUCCUACUGCGCUGGUCCUAUUGCACUGGACCUACUGCACUGGUCCUACUGCACUGGACCUACUGCACUGGACCUACUGCACUGGUCCUAA